Molecule: messenger RNA, 1429 nt
Organism: Rhizopus microsporus ATCC 52813
Lineage: Eukaryota; Fungi; Mucoromycota; Mucoromycetes; Mucorales; Rhizopodaceae
Exons: 1
Coding region: 362-1204 (280 amino acids)
Biological process (GO): microtubule cytoskeleton organization; maintenance of protein location in cell cortex; dynein-driven meiotic oscillatory nuclear movement
Cellular component (GO): mitochondrion; cell cortex
Molecular function (GO): tubulin binding; phospholipid binding
Source: RefSeq, a predicted model, not a curated record
AAAAAAAAAGAGAGAGAAAGAGGGGGCUGGCUUUGAUCUCAAUGCAGUAUUGUCUAUUAGUCAUAUUGAAUGUGAUAUUUAAUACAUGUAUAAAUGACCCUGAGAAUCCACGGUAACUGCUUUAAUAGAUCAUCAGGAGUAAAUUAUCAUAAAUUAAAAAGCAAAUCUUUUUUUUUUUGCUUCUUUCUUUAUUUAUUCUAAUCUCAAUGUUUUUUUUUUGCACGAUACAGACAUUGAUGAAAGAUACAGGCAAGAGAUAUCACAACUAGAGUUGAAAAAUCAAGAAUUACAAGAAAUCAUUCAUGAAUUGACCGCAAGACUUGACCAUGUACAAAGAGAUACCCAACAAAGGGAAAGAAAGAUGGCUCAAGAAAUAGACAAAUUAAAGUCGCAGUGGCAAUUAGACAGGAGGCGAUUACAAGAAGAUCAUGCUCAUGAGCUGUUUAUCAUUAAAGAAGCUCAUCAGGAAGAAAGAGACAUGGUAUUGAAAGAGCUCCAUGACCGUCUCACUUCUCCCACGAUACUUUCGACUCGGGUACUGAGCAGUACCAGCAGUAACAACAGUUGUCGCGCCCUAGGUUCUACAUUGACGGAUAUACAACCAUGCAAUCGUUCUGAGCGGCAUCCAUCGUGUUCUCAAGGCAAGCUGAUGUCCCCUUCAUUUGUAUACGAUUCGGAUGGUCAAGAAACAAUUGAUAUCAAACUUUCUCCGGAUUUAGACUUGUGCAACAGUUCUACUGCAUUGAUCAAAUGCGUCUAUUCUUCCACAGACACCAUUUCGACUGCCGACCCUUUAUGCACAUGUAAAGAUGACAAGAGUAUCGAAAGACAUCAAGUCUUUACUCGUACAAUGGUGGGUGAUUGGAUGUGGAAGUACACACGCCAUAGAUUAAGAAAGGAAAGCAAGCAUCAGCGGUUCUUUUGGUUUCAUCCUUAUACUCAAAUGCUUUACUGGAGUACAAAUGAACCUGGAAAUCAGCAAAAUGAAGCUAUAAAGAAUGGUAAAGUUGUAUGUAUGUGUUUUCUGUUUACUUAUAUCAUUAUUAUAGUUCGAGUUGUGUCAUUUGAAGUCAUACAAAAUGAAAAUGUACCAAGCAUAUCAAUAAAGACUCCAAACCGAUCCAUGAGGAUACAAUGUCUUAAUCUUAAUUCUCAUUAUGUAUGGAUAAGAACAUUGUCCUGUAUUUUUAGUCCAAAACAAUAAUAAACAAUCCCUCUUUUUUAUAAAUUGACAAGAUGCUCUUUACGUUCAGCCAAACGGUACCAUCGUUCGCGCCGUGUACGAGUCUUUGACCAGAAUUUCCAGGCCCAGUCAGUGUAUUGCCAUCCUUCUUGUCCUCUUAUCCAUUCUGGGUCCGUCCAUACCCAGGUGACGCGUUUUUGUUGUUUACCUAUACUUGUCGGUGGUGGCAAUCUAAACGUAUGAAUU